Ylistrum balloti is the source of this 5043-nucleotide messenger RNA. Its product is annotated as NACHT and WD repeat domain-containing protein 2-like. Gene Ontology annotation, molecular function: protein binding. The record is from RefSeq and is a predicted model, not a curated record. The transcript is spliced from 7 exons. NCBI's taxonomy places the organism in Eukaryota, Metazoa, Mollusca, Bivalvia, Pectinida, Pectinidae. Bases 1 to 5043 code for a protein of 1680 amino acids.
AUGGAGGGGGCAAAUCCUCCUGAGGGUACUGCCCCUGAGCCCGGGGGUCAGGCAGGUGAGCUACCCCCUGAAGAACAGGAGAAACUGCAGAGGGUACUGUCCGGGUGCCUCGGAAAUUUACCGGCUCUGAGUUCCAAAAUCGUCCGUAUAUUUACUAGUUCUACAUUUACAGACACAACCAUCGAGAGAAAUGCGCUCAUGGAAAAUGUUUAUCCGAAAUUAAAGGAAUAUCUUCGAGAAAGAUAUGGAUUGGAAUUCCAGGUGGUGGAUAUGAGAUGGGGAGUGCGAGAUGAAGCCACAGAUGAUCAUAUGACCACACAGUUAUGUAUGCAAGAAAUUGACAAUUGUCAGCGUCUCUCUAUAGGUCCAAACUUUGUGGUUUUUCUCGGACAGAAGUACGGAUAUCGUCCCCUACCAACAUUCAUCGUAGCAACUGAGUUCGAAAUGAUCCGUGAGUGCGUCAAGUCUGUGAAGGACGAAAUCGAGGUCCUUGAUAAGUGGUAUAUGAAAGACGAAAACACGGUACCAGCUGUGUAUGUCCUGCAGCCUAUUAGCUCCAUACUCACCAACUUUAACAACAAGAGACAUCAGCGGCUGCAGGAACUUGAUCAAAACACAUGGUGGGAAACAUUUCUUAAGCUACAAAGGAUAAUGAGGAAGGCCGCUCAAGUACUUUUCAUCACAAAAAAGCUUGACCGAGAACAGAUGCACAACUACUUCAUGUCAGUAACUGAGAGGGAAGUUGAACGUGGUAUCCUGAAAGCCAAUAAUGUACAAGACCAUUGUCUUGCAUACGUCAGAGAAAUCGCCAAUAUCAACCCAACAAUGUACCGUUUUGCCUACAAAUUCGUAGACUUUGCUGCCCGAAACAUAGAUGGGGAGGCUCAAAAGCUUCUUCAAGUACUUCGUGAUGAAAAAUUAACAAAGAAAAUGCCAGAAAGUAAUUUAGUUCGUUUCAAAGUAGAAUGGGGACGAGAAGGAAUUGACAAAGAUACGCACAAGGAAUACUUAGAAAACUUUACGAAUCACUUUCAUACCUCCAUUGCCAUGCUGGUGGACAAUGCUAUGGCAAAGCAUGAACGAUUGUCUAGUGAUCCUGUGUUUACAGAGGCACUACAACACCUUCACGCGUGCACAAAGUAUUGUAAAGUGUUUCAAGGACGCGAAGAUAUUGUGAAGAAGAUAGAAGAACACAUUGUCGGUCCUUCAAAUAGGCCGUUUGUUCUACAUGGAGAAAGUGGAUGCGGAAAGACUUCUUUGACUGCCAAAGGUGCAAGCCAGAUAAAAUCAUGGUUUCCUGAGGAGAGAGAACCAAUGCUAGUCAUCCGAUUUCUCGGUACAACGCCUAACAGUUCAACCAUUAUUCCGUUGUUGACCAGUCUGUGCAAGCAAAUAUGUGUUUUAUAUGAUUCGCCGAUGGACGAGAUCCCAGAUGAACUAGCACCGUUGAUACAUCAUUUUAAGACACUUCUUACUUUAGCAACAGAGGAGAAACCAUUGGUACUGAUCUUGGAUUCACUUGAUCAGUUGUCAGGUUCGGAUGGUGCACACCAGCUUGCAUGGCUUCCAGCUCAGCUGCCGCCUAAUGUAAAAAUGAUUUUAUCAACUUUACCACGACUCUACGGCCUACUGGAUACUAUCCGUAUCAUGAUUGAACCAGAGGAGAACUAUGUCGCAGUGCUUCCCUUGGGAGAAAACUUAAGUGGAACUAUUUUGAAGUUCUGGUUAAAGAAUGCAAAUAAAGCCAUCACUGAAUCGCAAUGGGACUUAGUCAAUGAAGCCUUCACGAAGUGCAAUCUUCCACUCUUUGUAAAACUUGUAUUUGAUCAGAUAUGCACAUGGAAAUCAUAUACAAAGCCAAAUACCACCGUCCUUCAGUUCACGAUACAUGACAGCAUUAUGAAGCUGUAUGAAAGAAUCGAGAUUCAGCACGGGAAAACGUUAGUGGCACACGCAUUUGGAUACAUUACUGCUGCGAAAAGUGGUGUGUCAGAAUCCGAGUUGGAAGAUCUGCUUUCCCUGGAUGAAAAGGUUCUGAAUGAUGUAUACCAAUAUCAUCUUCCGCCUGUACGAAGGAUCCCACCCUUACUCUGGACAAGAAUUAGGAGCGAUCUCCCAGGAUAUCUCAGCGAGAGGGAGGCUGACGGUGUCAAUGUAGUUGGUUGGUACCACCGACAAUUUAUAGAGGCCGCGAAGGAGAGGUAUUUUAGAAAUCUAAACUUCGUCAGUACCGUCCAUGCAAACCUUUCUGAGUAUUUCCUUGGAAUCUGGGGUGGCGGAGUUCCUAAACCAUUCGAGUACACAGAGGGCCAACGUCGUAUGUUCAAACUUGACGAGAUGAAAGGAGAGAGUGACAGGAAGGUUCCUAUUCAGCGACUAGUAUUUUCAUCAGAUGGUACUGUCACACGCUACAAUCUUAGAAAAUUAAGUGAGUUACCUUAUCACUUGAUACGAUCUCAUCAGUACGAGGAUCUCUACGCAACCGUUUUAUUCAACUACAAGUGGCUUCAUGCAAAACUCAGUUCGAUGCCUUUGCAGUCUGUCCUGGCAGAUUUUGAAGAUCUCUUGGAACACGUUUACCAAAAGGAUGUUAAACUCAUUGCAGAUGCCAUUCGUCUGUCCAGUUCCAUCCUCAGCCACUAUCCAGACAUGCUUGGACCUCAGAUCAUUGGACGCCUGCUUCCAUACUACCAGCAAAACACAAACAUCCGAAGUUUGAUUCAGCAGUGCGAUAGUGAUGGUUUAGAGGACUGUUCCCUGGUUCCAGCCCACCAUUGCCUCCAUACGCCAGGUGGGCCGCUUCAAUACUCUUUAGAAGGACAUCCAUUUGCUCCUUUUGGUAUUGGUACGACCUCAAACGGCCGCUACCUUGUAUCUGUGUCGAACAAAUUCAUAAUAUGGGAUUUGCUUAACGGAGAAGUGUUCAGAAAUGUUGUACCGGGAAUAAACGGCAUAAUGUCAAAUCUUUCGAUUUGUGAAAAUGACAAGUACGCUGCUAGUUUCACAAACAAUAAUCAGGUUGUAAUAUGCACCAUUAUGACCGGUGAUUACAGAAUAAUCACACCCGUUAUGAACGGGAAGACCGAUUCAAUCAUUGGAACCUCCAUGUCCAACGCACAUGUGGCCAUCUGGACUAGUCAGGAAUGGUAUUUAUAUGACACCCGCGGGGAGCUGAUAUCUAAACAUGACACGCCUCUCAAGAUGCCCCUUCUUGCCGUAGAUCUCGGCAAUGAUGACAAAACUUAUCUCAUAUGCAAGUCCGGUACUGAAAAUGAUACGGAAAUGGCUCUUGAGGUUCAAGAUCAAUCAAUCAAGCCUUUUGAGUUUCACAGUGGCAUUGCGAUAAACAAAGAAAAGAAUAUCCUUUACACGUGCAUUGAAAUCAGCGACAAUGCUGUGGCAGUCUACGAACGGGAGGAUAGUGUAUGGCGUUAUAAUCGCACUCUAGGGGAUAAUUUCGACAUUGUGUUCGCAUUGACACUUUCGGAGGAUGAAAACUACCUGGUGGCAACAAUUGCACUUGGGUACAAACUUUGGAAUCUUAAAACGGAUGCACUUGUUCAACUCAAGCUACCCCCGGGAACCCGCAAUAUUCCUACCAAAAACCAACUUAGUACUUUGGUAGUGUUUACAAAACACAACCACUUUGUUGUGGCCGGUGUUAGGAAGAAUAUGUAUGUGUGGGACACUAAGCAAGGGAAUAUGGUGAAAGUUCUUGAUGCCCAUUUCGGUAGAAUCAUAUCGUUACGAGCAGUUAGUUCAGGCUGUAAUAAAGUUAUUUCGUCUUCCAUCGACAAAACUAUCAAAGUCUGGAACUUCGACAACAUCCUGGAAGAUGUUCAUUCCAUUGACCGAAUGGAAAAACCGAUCGAAACCAUCGAUCUUGCAUCGGAAACGCAUUACGGUGUUACAACGAGUAGGAACUGCAUAGGUGUGUGGAAUCUUGGAACAGGAAAACUUGAGUUGUCUCUUGAGACAAAGUCUGUGGUAUCAUUGGCUGUUAUAACAAGAGAUGGAAAGUAUGUGGCAGCUGCUGAAUCAGGAAAACUUCUCAUCUGGGAAGUAUCACAAGAAUCAGCUUCGAAAGUAAUUCCUCACAAGGAUAUUCAGCAACUCCUAUUGAAUGAAGGUGACACACGUGUAAUUGCUUUGGCAAAGGAAGGGUUCAAUAAGGGAAAGGUGGUCACCUACACGUUCCCUGAAGGUGAGCCAGUCUACACAUUCGAGUACAAUCUCAGAGUGUUAAAACCGGGAGUACUGACUAUAGACGGAUCUUUCUUCGCGGUACUCGCUACAGAUAAAAGCGGCGAUGUGCUUGGUGUCUACCACGCCAAGUCAGGCACUCAUCUGUAUAAUCUCGGACUCAAGUAUAAUAACUAUAAGCCUGUGCAAUCCAUGAGAGCGAUGAGGCAUGAUCCUCACCAAAUUGUACUUGUAGAUGAAGAAAAAGGAAAUGUCAUUGACCUAAAGAAAAAGACUGUUCCAAGGUCAGUGAAUAGAUGGAAUGGUAUGGUAAUGAAAAAUGGAAAGUUUGGGUUGUAUGCCCCGAACAGGGGAGGAUUACAACUCUUAGAACUGAAAACUGGGAAGACGGUACGGACAUUCAUUCCACGAGUGGCUGAGGGAGUGUUCAGCAUAGAUGUAAUGUUUACACAGAAUGAUCGACAUGUUGUAUACUAUCACUCUGGGCACCGUACAAUAAGGGUGUUCCGUGUGUCCGAUGGGAAAAUGGUUGCCAAUUUUAAAGCACAUGCUGAAGUCAAAGCAAUGGUAAGCACAGCAGAGGGUGAAACUGUCGUGAUAGGCGCUGUAGACGGUAGCUUCACAGUUUUGUCGAUAGCAGAUCCGGAAUAUGAAGAAAGUGUCGAAUUUCUUCAGUGUUUACCGAGUAGGAACUUGCAAUCGAACACUCCAAACGGGUAUCGUACUAUGAACGGAGACAUUGUGCAAGGCAAGAACAGUAUGGGCACCGCCCUACAGGUAGCGAGAUUUGUAGCGAAAGCUAGACAGGCACAAAAAUCAAGGGCGUGUGUCAUAUCCUGA